Dichomitus squalens LYAD-421 SS1 is the source of this 3019-nucleotide messenger RNA. RefSeq lists its product as uncharacterized. The record is from RefSeq and is a predicted model, not a curated record. Gene Ontology annotation, molecular function: protein binding; histone H3K36 methyltransferase activity. The coding region runs from base 253 to 2853 and encodes 866 amino acids. Gene Ontology annotation, biological process: regulation of DNA-templated transcription. NCBI's taxonomy places the organism in Eukaryota, Fungi, Basidiomycota, Agaricomycetes, Polyporales, Polyporaceae. The transcript has 12 exons. Gene Ontology annotation, cellular component: chromatin; chromosome; nucleus.
CGUCCGACCCGCUGCUCGACUUGCUCGUUUCUCUGCGGGCUCUCUAUUGUCUUGUGUGCUCUCUGACCAUCCUAGCUUUUGCGUUGUCUUUGAUCUUCCAGCCGCGCUCCGCUUUGCGAUAUAACUUAUUCUCAUCUGGAAUUUCGCAGCACUGAAGCAUACUACCUUCCGGCUCGCUCGGCAACUAAUUUCUCCCAGUCCCGCAGGUGUAAUCAGUGCACCGACAUCGUGCUCUCUAUCGCAGGCCCUGAUAUGUCCACCAUGACGGAGCUUCGGAUCGAGAGCAAAGCUUCCGCUGCUCUGCUCUUCGAGUCAGACGCCGUCAAAGCCGAAUCCUUGGAGUUCGGGAUCAUCAAGGACGAGGAAAUGCUAGACUUAUCUACGUCGACCACCGUCAAGGAAGACAGUGUCGAACCAGACAUGUCUCGCAGCACAUCCGUAGAAAUGAAGCUGGAGGAUGAUUCCUCCAAGUCUGCCACUCCGUUGUUGCCCGCCAAGUCCAAGAGCAAACCAGGCAAAGCCCCCGUCCAGUUGAUUGGUCACCUACCACGAGCGGAGGAAGAAGCUAUGACGACCUUCGUGGAGAUCCCCAACAACCACUAUCAAUAUGGUACGCUAGGAAAGUCGAGGGAGGCCUUGGAGAGCAUGACGUGUGAUUGCCAGUACGAGCAUGGCGUCGACGACCCCGAUAUGGCUUGUGGUCUCAGCUCCGACUGUAUCAACCUCAUGACCCAGGUGGAAUGCCUGCCAGAUGACUGUCGGUGUAGAGGCUACUGUCGGAAUCAGCGGUUCCAGCGCAAGCAGUACGCACCAAUAGAGAUCGUCAAGACAGAAAUGAAGGGGUUCGGCCUGCGUGCUGCGGCGGAUAUACCCAAGGAUACAUUCAUCUAUGAGUAUGUGGGUGAUGUCGUGAGCCAACCUUCGUUCAUCAAGCGAAUGCGCCAAUAUGCGGAGGAAGGUAUACGACACUUCUACUUCAUGAUGCUUCAAAAGGACGAGUUCAUCGACGCCACCAAGCGCGGGGGUAUCGGCCGAUUCGCCAACCACAGCUGCAACCCGAACUGCUAUGUGGCGAAGUGGACCGUCGGCAGUCACGUCCGGAUGGGCAUCUUUGCCAAUCGCGUGAUCAAGAAGGACGAGGAGCUGACGUUCAACUACAAUGUGGACAGAUAUGGUCAUGAGGCGCAACCGUGCUACUGUGGCGAACCCAAUUGUGUCGGCUACAUUGGCGGAAAGACCCAGACGGAUCUUGCUGCGAUGGACGACUUGUACCUGGAUGCUCUCGGUAUUACUGACGAGGUGGAGAUGUAUGGGCUCAAGGGAUCGAAGAAGAAGAAGGGCAAGAAGCUGGAUGAAGACUUCAUCCCUGAUCUCAAGCCAAUCGUCCUCAAAGACGUGCCGAAGGUUGUAUCGGCUAUGCGUCAGACUCAAAGCAAGAAGGUCUUGGUCAAGCUGCUGACUCGCAUCAAGUUGACGGAGGACCUCGCUGCGCUUCGUCAGAUCAUGCGUUUGCGAGGGUUCAGUCUGAUGACGAACGUCCUCGAGGACCAUAGCCAAGAUGUCGAGAUUCAGACUCUGGCGUUGGAGUGCAUGUCGACUUGGCCGCUUAUCCAGCGGAACAAAGUAGAAGAUUCUAAGAUCAACGUACCUGUGGAGAUCUUGGCACAAUCCGACAACGAGGGUCUGGCGACGUUGGCAAAGAAGCUGCUGGCUCAGUGGGAAACGCUUGAGUACGCUUACCGGAUACCCAAGCGCGUCAAGGGCGACAACGACGAUGCGCCAGCGGAGCAGGUUAUCGUCUUCAACUACGACGAAGAUGAACGGCCAUCGAAGCGGUCACGGCCAGAAGACGACUUUCCGAAGUUCGUCCUCCCUUCCUUCUCGAGGCCACGGCCGAAGACGCCGCCGCCGAUUCAAUACGUCGUCGAGCCAAAUUCGUAUCAGAAGACGAUGAUGCAACGCCAAGUCGAGGCGCGGAAACAGCAGGAGAUUGCGGACAUCAUCGCGAAAGCGGCCAAGGCCGCGGAGGAGGCGAGUAAGCCUAAGCCGGCGCCCCAGGCGGCUACUGUGGACUCGCUAUUCGGCCUCCUACCGAAGAGAGAGCCUAUCAGGGACUGGGACAGGAAGAAGAAGUCUUCGUCGUCGUCACCCAAACACAAGAAACCGCACCAGUCAAAGGAGGAGAAGGAGGCGAACAAGGAGAAGAGGCUGCUGAAAUUGAUUGGUGCGGUUGUCGUGAAGUGCAUGUCCAAGUACAAGGACCAGAUGGACCACGAACACUUCAAGAAGUAUGCGAAGGAGCUCACGCACAUCAUCGCCGAGAAGGAGAAGAAGUCGCAGAGCUACAAGGACGGCAAGCUGGACUCUCUAUCGGAAGAAAAGACGACCAAGAUCAAGAAAUUCGCGAAGGACUACAUUGCGAAGAUUCUCCGCAAACUCGAGAAGUCGGGCAAGCGACGGAAACCGGUCUCCACUGCUGGCUCUUCCUCAACACCAGACAGUCGCGCGGAUAACGACGACGCCGUCGUAGCAGCUGCUACUGUUGACGAGGUCAUGGGCUUCGACCCCAACGACGAUGGCGACGACAAUGACGGCCUCGAGCUCAAUGGGCAUGAUGAGCACGAUGACGUGAAAGACGAUCAUCAUCGAGAAGAUGAUGGCCCUUCGGGGUCAGGCAGCCCAGAAGACGCGGCCAGUGGUUCGGGGCAGACGUCGCCGACACUCGUCUGCGAUCCUCGAUUACGAUUGGACUCGGAAUGUGACAAGUUGGACUCGCAACUGAAGCCAACGUCACAGCCGUAUUACACGAAGCCGAAGGUUCACUGCGAGAAUGUGCACGAUGCAUCAUGGUAGCAUGCCCGACCGCGUCAUUCACGCUUCACGUCGGAGCGUCGUUGCUGUUUGUAUUAUGCUUUGCUCGUUCACAGACGUACGUGGGUCCUUGGGAUGUUGAUUGACUUAUUCGUUGUUCCAGUAAGAUUAAGCUCACCUAGUUACACAAUACCAAUGUACUCUUCAC